AUACGUCACAUACCGAAGUAUGUGCUUCGUAAAUACAUGCUUCUUUAAAACGCGACGCAAAUGAAACGGGCGAUUCGUCCUAACAAAAGUCCAGCGAGAAACGAUGAUAUUUGGGUAGAGAUGAUGUUUAGUGAUGUCCACCAGCUAAAUGAGAGGUAGCACCGUAAAGAUGACGCCUAAGCGGAAGACUACCAGUUCGGAAUCUACAUCAACGAGCAGCUCUGGCUCUUCGACAAGUAGCACGUCGAGUUCAGGGAGCGAAUCCAGCUCGUCCGACUCGGAGAACUCCAGUAGUUCCGCCAACAGUCAAAAAGCGUCCGAUACAGAAAGAACUAAGAAAAAAGCGCCGUUUCCAGUCACCCGUCAUGUCAAGUCCAAGACCGAAACAACAUCUGCACCGCCUUUGGAAAAUAAAAAUAAAGACAGGCAGCCACCGAAACCCAGAUCGUCGGUGUACUCUUCCGAGUCAGAAGAAUCGCCCAGCAAAGCAAAAACGCCACAAAAGAGGAAGCCACCAGCUAAACCAAAGGCUACCGCUACCGUGGCACCAGUUGUGAAGACUCAGAGAUCUCCUACAAAACCAGUGCCUGCAUCGGGACAGCAUAAAACUGCACCAGUUUCAAAACCUACCAAUGCCAAGCCCAACAAAUUUUCUGUGAUACAUAGAUGCGAUACCUUUGAAGGUUCUACAAGUGCCACCAGCAAACCUCCCGAAAAAUCUGGGAAAACAACGGAACCAGUUCAGAAGAAAUUGAAGAAGAAAAGUAUAUUUAGUCCAGAAAAUAGUAGCGAAAGUGACAGCGGCGUUUCGGCAAAAGUUAGCGCAGUGAAGCCAACAGGUAGUUCUGCAAAAUGUUCCAAAAAUCCACCAGCUAAAGCAAAAUUGAGUGACACCAAGCAAAAACCUACAGCAGCAAGCAGACCUGUCGCGAAACCUGUGCAACCACAAAAGUCAGACAGUUCCGCGAGUUCAAAGAGUUCUGGCGGUUCAGCGUCCUCAGGUAGCUCAGACAGUAGCUCCGAUUCGGAAUCGUCCGAAAGCGUCACUAGUUCUCAGCCUCAACCAAAAAAGAAGGAAACGCAAUCUAGUACGUUGACGAAUAGUACUGUGACGAGUGUGCCACCUAAGAGGCCCUCGGCAGCAGUCGCCCCGGUAAAGCCGCAAAAAGCUGUUACAAGACGGCAAGGUGCUAAAGGUCUAAAGAGCGACAAUGAUGGAGAUGCGUCCGCGAGUGAGAAAGAGAUGGAUGAUCGUGAAGCGUCAUCUUCGAAAACAGUGACGAAAGGCAAGCGGAAAUUGCAAACACGCAAAGGAAGUAAAUUACUCCAGCUACAAGCAAAGGCAGACACUGAUUCCGAAUCUGAUACAGCUGAGAGCAAGAGAAGCACGAGCAAAUCGCCUGUUAAACGUGCUGGACCGUCCGCUGCCGCCAGACAAUCCUCCGGAGCCGGUAGAUCAACGCAGAACAGUGGUACUACUACAGGUGGCAGAAAUCAAUCAUCUUAUAAUCGAGCACGUGCAACGAAGGAGCGUGAAUGUCCGCUAGCUGCGUCCUGCGAUUCACGGGGUCAUCUCUCUGGAAAACUCGAUUUGCACUUUACUCUGGAAGCAUGUCCGCUGUAUCACAACACUACGCCCCAGGCUUGUGUAGAGUUUUAUAAAGAGAGAAAAAAACGAGAGGAAGAACGCAAGAAGGCAAUAAUAAAUCUAGCCAAGAAACCUAAAGGUGUUCAUCAAACUAGCGAACAACGUAACUACCAACUUAAAGUACGUGAGAUGAGGAACAAAUGGAAGGGUAAUACCGGCGAUGGUAAUGAAAGCGAUAGCGGCGGUGAAAUGCAGGGGAACGAAAAGGACAAGCAGCCUCGGCUCAAUAAUCUUACACCUGAUUAUGACUUGAAAUUAUUUAUGGAGGCCCAGGCGAUAGCCAGUGAAAAAAUCGAAAAAGAGUUACAAGAAUUGGACUACGAUGGAGAAGGUAGAAACAGUGGUGGCACUAGAGUUGUGGAAAUGGGAAAAUGGGAAAUGGAAGUUUGGUAUCAAAGCCCGUAUCCCGAAGAAUAUAGUCGCGCCCCGAAGCUUUAUCUUUGCGAAUAUUGCUUGAGAUACGCGAAAAGCCGUCAAGUUUUGAGGAGACAUCGAGAGAAGUGUUUGUGGAGACAUCCCCCGGGACACGAAGUAUACAGAAAAGACAAAAUAGGCGUGUGGGAAGUGGACGGUAAGCGAUACAAGCAGUAUUGUCAGAAUCUUUGUUUACUGGCCAAAUUCUUUCUGGAUCACAAAACGUUGUACUACGACGUCGAGCCGUUUCUUUUCUACGUCAUGACAAUCGGCGAUUCUGAGGGCUGCCAUACCGUCGGAUACUUCAGCAAAGAGAAGAACUCCUUCCUGAAUUACAACGUGUCCUGCAUCCUAACGCUACCGCCUUACCAGAGACAGGGCUACGGCCGGCUUCUCAUCGAUUUCAGUUACUUAUUGACGAGGGUCGAGAAGAAAAUCGGUUCGCCGGAGAAGCCGCUGUCGGACCUCGGCCUGAUCUCGUACCGCAGCUACUGGAAGGACGUCCUGCUGCAGUAUCUCUGCAAUUUCGGCGGCAAGGAGAUCUCCGUAAAAGAUAUCAGCAAGGAAAUGGCCAUCGACUCGUACGACAUUGUCAGCACUUUACAGGCCCUCGGUAUGAUGAAGUACUGGAAGGGCAAGCAUAUCAUUCUGAAGAAGCAGGACGUGAUCGAUGACUACAAGGAGAGGGUGAAGAGACGGGGCCCCGUCUACAAAGAGAUCGAUCCGGAGUGUCUGAAAUGGAACCCCUUCCAGCCGCCCAAGACGCCCUCCGCCUCGAACUAA
Molecule: messenger RNA, 2845 nt
Organism: Temnothorax curvispinosus
Lineage: Eukaryota; Metazoa; Arthropoda; Insecta; Hymenoptera; Formicidae
Gene: chm
Product: histone acetyltransferase KAT7
Exons: 13
Coding region: 149-2845 (898 amino acids)
Biological process (GO): regulation of DNA-templated transcription
Cellular component (GO): nucleus
Molecular function (GO): histone acetyltransferase activity; zinc ion binding
Source: RefSeq, a predicted model, not a curated record